Triticum aestivum (bread wheat) is the source of this 846-nucleotide messenger RNA. Its product is annotated as GDSL esterase/lipase At1g33811-like. The transcript is spliced from 4 exons. Lineage: Eukaryota; Viridiplantae; Streptophyta; Magnoliopsida; Poales; Poaceae. The coding region runs from base 16 to 795 and encodes 259 amino acids. Gene Ontology annotation, molecular function: hydrolase activity, acting on ester bonds. The record is from RefSeq and is a predicted model, not a curated record.
GGCAUCAUUCCACAUAUGAAAGACGGCAUCAACUUUGCAUCGGGAGGGUCAGGGCUGCAGAACCAAACGGGCGAUCAUUGCGGAGGAGUCUACAGCAUGGCCGACCAACUGGAGGAGUUCAAGUUGGUCGUCAUGAUGAUGGGGAACGGCUCGUACGACCUCAUCUCCAGAUCACUCUUCUUCAUCAGCGUCGGCAGCAACGACCUGUUCGAGUACGCCGAUGCCAAGAACCCGCCCCCUAACCGCAACGACACCGCCUUCCUGAAAUGCCUCGUCGACUCUUACAGGACCUACCUGCAGGAGUUGUAUGCGCUCGGGGCGAGAAAGUUCAGCAUCGUCAGCCCAUCGCUGGUGGGGUGCUGCCCGUCGCAGAGGGCGGCCGCGCUGGAACAUCACAAUGACUUCGACGAGUUCCACUGCUUCCGCCCGGCGAACAACCUCUCCAAGCAACUCUACACUUUGCUAGCCUCGACGCUCCAGGACCUCGGCGGUGAUCUGGACGACAUGCACUACUCCAUCUGCGACUCGGCAGGGAUGGCCGAGGCGGUCUUCGCAACCGGCGGCGCAAAAGGCCACAACCUGGUGGUGGACACGGCCUGCUGCGCCGGCCCAGGGCCGUUCGGGGUGGGCCUGUGCAACACCUCCGCCACGCUAUGCCCCAGCCGCGCCGACUUCCUGUUCUGGGACAGCUUCCACCCGACGGAGUAUGCGUCGGGCUUGGCCGCGUCCGCGCUCUUCAACGACCCCGGUGAAUUCGUCCGCCCGAUCAACGUGGGGCAGCUGGUGGCACUGUAGUGUGGAGAACCGCGAGCGAUCUAUCUGCCCGUGCUCGGGCGACGGACGACU